Sphaerodactylus townsendi is the source of this 3028-nucleotide messenger RNA. RefSeq names its product forkhead box C2 (gene FOXC2). Gene Ontology annotation, biological process: anatomical structure morphogenesis; regulation of transcription by RNA polymerase II; cell differentiation. Lineage: Eukaryota; Metazoa; Chordata; Lepidosauria; Squamata; Sphaerodactylidae. Bases 554 to 2050 code for a protein of 498 amino acids. Gene Ontology annotation, molecular function: RNA polymerase II cis-regulatory region sequence-specific DNA binding; DNA-binding transcription factor activity, RNA polymerase II-specific. The record is from RefSeq and is a predicted model, not a curated record. The transcript has a single exon.
UUUGCGCCCGAAGGCGGCCGGGGAGUUCGCUUUGCGCGCGGCGGGUCCGGCCGGGGGAGCAGCGGCGGGCGCUUGUUGGGGCUCCGGCGUGGAUGUGCGGUUCCUCUCCGCCCGGCUGCUUCGUUUGGGGACCGCCAACCGCCGGACCGGGGCGGCGACGACGCCUGGCGGAGCCGGCCAGCUUUACGCACGGCGCUCGGGUCGGGCCCCGUUCCUUCUGGCUUCCCCCCCGUCCCGCGGGCCUUGCCAAAUAAUCCCCCCCCCUCACCGGCUCCGUCUCUUCGGGUGACCAUCUCUUCCCUCUCCAGCGAGUUGGCGACCCAGCGGUAAAGAGGGGGGAGAAGAGGGGACGCCGGGGCGCUUCUCGGCGGCGGCCUCUCCAAAAGCGGACGCCGCGUCCCCAAAGCGGCCGGAGGAUGGCACGAGCGUUUGGGCAUCUUUAAUCGAGCUCGGCGAGCCGAGGGGUCCGUGCCGCCCCUGCGCCCGACCGCCGGCCCCCUCCCGCCCCGUCCGCGCGUCCGUCCCCCCCCCCCUUGCGACGGGGCGAUCCGCCAUGCAGGCGCGCUACUCCGUGUCGGACCCCAACGCCUUGGGGGUGGUGCCUUACCUGAGCGAGCAGAACUACUACCGAGCGGCCGGCACCUACGGCCCCAUGGCGGCCUCCAUGGGGGUCUACUCGGGCCACGCCGAGCAGUACGCGGCGGGCAUGGGCCGCUCCUACGGGCCGUACCACCCGCACCAGGCGGCGGCGCCCAAGGACCUGGUGAAGCCGCCCUACUCGUACAUCGCGCUCAUCACGAUGGCCAUCCAGAACGCGCCGGACAAGAAGAUCACCCUGAACGGCAUCUACCAGUUCAUCAUGGAGCGCUUCCCCUUCUACCGGGAGAACAAGCAGGGCUGGCAGAACUCCAUCCGCCACAACCUGUCGCUCAACGAGUGCUUCGUCAAGGUGCCCCGCGACGACAAGAAGCCCGGCAAGGGCAGCUACUGGACCCUCGACCCGGAUUCCUACAACAUGUUCGAGAACGGCUCCUUCCUGCGCCGCCGGAGGCGCUUCAAGAAGAAGGACGUGGCCAAGGACAAGGACGAGGGCCCGCUCCGCGACAGGCAGCACCCCAAGGACGCGGCCAAGGCGCCCGACGGGGCCAAGGAGGCGCCGGCCGCGCCGUCGGAGAAGAAGGUGGUGGUCAAGAGCGAGGCGGCCUCGCCGGACCUGCUCAUCAUCACCAAGGUGGAGACGCUCAGCCCCGACGGCGGCGGCGGGGGCGGCGGCGGCGGCAACGGGGGGGCCUUGCAGGACAGUCCGCGCAGCGUGGCGUCCACGCCGUCGGUGUCCACCGAGAGCUCCCUGCCCGGCGACCCCCACCACCCGGGCGCCCCCAACGGCCUGUCGGGCUUCAGCGUGGAGAACAUCAUGACCCUGCGGACUUCCCCGCCAGGGGAGCUCAGCCCCGCCAGCCGGACGCCAGGCCUGGGCCCCCUGGGCUACCCCCAAGCCCCUCCGCCGUCCAUCUACAGCCAGGCCUGCAGCCAGGGGGGGCUGGGCGAGGCCGGCGGCGGCUACCAGUGCAGCAUGCGGGCCAUGAGCCUCUACGCCGGCGAGCGAGCCGCCCACCUGUGCGUCCCCCCGGGGCUGGACGACCCCUCGGAGCAGCAGAGCAACGGCGCCGCCUCGCCCCUGGCCGCCAUGAACCUGGCGUCCGGGGGGCAGCACCAAGAGGCCGCGCUGGCCCCCCACCACCACCCGCACCUGCCUCACCCCCAGGGCGGCGGCGGGCAGGCGGCCUCCUGGUACCUGAACGCCCCGUCGGAGCUCAGCCAGCACCUGUCCGGGGGCCACCACCACCACGCCUUCGGCUCGCAGCAGCAGAGCUUCCCCAACGUGCGGGACAUGUUCGGCUCGGCCCGGCUGGGCCUGGAGACCCCGGCGGCGCCGCUGAGCGACCCACAGGUGAGCACUAACGCCGGCGGCCAGAUCCCCUAUAGAUCCACGCCCUCCAUAUACCGCCACUCCGCCGCCCCCUAUUCCUAUGACUGCGCCAAGUAUUGACCUCUGGGCACGUGCAGAGGGCCGGCCGAGAGCAGCGGACCCGGGGCUAGGAAGCCGGCGCCGCGGACCGUCGGAAGGGCCUCGGGCGGACCCAAACGCCCCUUUUCUGGUCCGCCUUCAAUCAGUUCUACUUGAAAAGGAAAACCAAAACAAACACGGAGGUGUCUUUUUAAAUUUUGGGGAGGGGGGGGGGAAAUAGUUUAGGUUUUUGUUUUUCUAAGAGGCCAAAUUUCUGUACCGUAAAAGAAGGGUUACAUUUUUUUUAAAUUAUGACGCUUCGCCCAUUCCGCAAAGACCGCUGAUCUAACUUUGGUUUUUUGGGGGGGAAAGAAAUAUAGGGACGAUUUUUUUAUAUAUAUCUAUAUAUAUAUAUAUAUAUAAAUCUAUGUCUUGGCUGUUGGGAGUCUUAUUUGUGAGACUGGUGGCGGAAGGGAAGUUCUCUUUUUAUGGCGUUGUACAUAUGUGUGGAGUUUUAAUCCGGCUGGGGUGGAGAGCCAUUAAUAUAAUAUUUAAAGUUGAGUUCACUGGAUUUUGUUGGUUUUUUUUUUUUUAAAUGCCUUCCAUAUUGCCAAAUUGAAGACAAAAGUAACUUCUUUCUCGGUGUGCCUGUGUGUCGGUUUGAGUGUGUAGAAGGAAGCACCAAAAAUGCCUUUUCUUUUAAAGUUAUUCUUAUUAUAAAUAAAUAUAUAUAUAUGAAUAAUUUAUUCUUGUUUGUUCCCCUAUGCUGGACUUGACAGAAGGGAGGGAAAUUCAAAACUAAAUAUAAAAAAACACACCCCACCCAAAUGCGACAAUAACUGUGCGAUUUUAUUUUUAUUUUUUUUGUAUCAUAGAUUUUUUUUCCUGCUCUGAACCCAUUCUGAAACGUUUUUCUUUUGAAUUCCACAACACGUUUCUUUGUCUCCUUGUGUGAUCUCCAGUUGUUGUAGUCAACCUUGGAAAAAAAAUAAAUUCCGUGCUGUUUAUUUCUCUUCGAAA